This is a messenger RNA of Schizosaccharomyces cryophilus OY26, 3045 nucleotides long. RefSeq names its product glucosidase II Gls2. Gene Ontology annotation, biological process: N-glycan processing; carbohydrate metabolic process. The record is from RefSeq and is a predicted model, not a curated record. Gene Ontology annotation, molecular function: alpha-glucosidase activity; carbohydrate binding. Lineage: Eukaryota; Fungi; Ascomycota; Schizosaccharomycetes; Schizosaccharomycetales; Schizosaccharomycetaceae. The transcript has a single exon. The coding region runs from base 244 to 3000 and encodes 918 amino acids. Gene Ontology annotation, cellular component: glucosidase II complex.
UGGACGAUCAUUCUAAACUGAAUAUAUGAAACAUAUGGUAUUCUGCAUUUGCUCAUUGUCCUACGUCUGUUGCUAUAGCAGUAUGCCUCUUACCAACUGCCAUUCUCCUUUUUGACUCAACACCAUCCUUUUUGUGGUUUAAUUCGUACAUUCUCUCUUCUUUUUUGCUGUAUAUUUUAGCAAAACUUAAAAAACCCUGUAGUUUGAACCAAUUCAUCCUCUAAAGUCUUCCAUGCUUUGAUUAUGAACUUGGUAAGCUUUAAAUGGAUUAUUCAAUGGGCAAUCAUCGGAUUAUUGGUAAUUGGACACUCUGAAGCCGCUUUCCGACAUUCUUUUCGUACUUCUGCCCAAGAUGGAUUUGCGAAACGAAAUCGACAGCUUGCAACUGAGCAAAAGUAUAACCCCAAUUAUAAAGGACAAUUUCAAUUAGAUACCUCCAGUAUCACUUUCAGUGAUGGAGUUGUCAGCGGCAUUUUAAAGAAGCAAAUUCCUGAGAAAGUGGAUUUAUUGUUUCCAUUUACAGUAUCGUUCUUACAGGAUGGAAGUACUCGUUUUCAGCUCGAUGAAAAACGUCGUUUGGAAGGAGAUGUUGAUUAUGAUGACGCGAAAGUUCGAAUGGACAGAUUUGAUGUUGCCCAAUAUCAUGAUUUGGGGAGUCGAAUUAACGUUGAUACGGAACGCCCAGAAGUCAAAAUACAUAAUAAGAAGUUAUUGAAAGUUGAUUAUGGCAACGAUCAACGAUUUUCUAUGAUUUUGCAUUUCCAACCAUUUAUGAUUGAAUUUUUGCGUGACGACACUGUCGAAAUUGUUUUAAAUCAGCGUCAAUUAUUGAAUAUGGAGCAUUAUCGCCCUCGCGCAGAACGCACUCGUGAAGAUGAAUCCUUAGGAAUGUGGGAAGAAAAAUUUGAUAAUAUUCUUGACAGCAAACCUCGUGGACCCGAGAGUCUUGGCUUAGACAUCAGCUUUAUCGGCUAUAAGCAUGUGUAUGGUAUUCCCGAACACACUUCGUCUCUUUCCUUGAAGGAAACAAAUAAUUCCGAGACCGGAUAUACCGAUCCCUAUCGUCUAUACAACGUUGAUAUCUUUGAAUAUGAAGUUGACUCUCCUAUGAGUCAGUAUGGUGCGAUUCCUUUUAUGCAAGCCCACAAAGUAAAUUCAGACGUUGGCAUCUUCUGGUCAAACGCUGCAGCUACAUGGAUUGAUAUAGAAAAAGAUUCAAGCUCAACCUCAACUCAUUGGUAUUCCGAAUCAGGAAAACUGGACGUGUUUAUAUAUUUGGGUCCUACUGCUCUGGAUCUUUAUGAGGCAUAUUCGGGAUUAACUGGUCGUACUCAGUUACCUCCCUUAUUUUCCAUAGGCUAUCAUCAAUGCCGUUGGAAUUAUUUUUCUGAGGAAGAUGUCCAAAACGUCGACAAUACAUUUAAUGAAGUUGAUAUGCCGUAUGACGCUAUAUGGUUGGAUAUUGAUUACACAUCUGGCCGUCGUUAUUUUACUUGGGACGAAGCAACGUUUCCCCAUCCUCAAGAAACUUUAAAAAAGUUGGAUUCAAACGGCCGUAAGAUGGUUGUGAUUCUCGAUCCUCAUAUCAAAAACGAUCCCAAUUAUUUUGUUUCUAAGGAACUGUUAGAAAACGGUUUUACUGUAAAGGAUUCAUCUGGUGUUGAAAACUAUAACGCUGAAUGCUGGCCUGGCGAUUCCGUAUGGGUUGAUUUUUUUAACAUGGAAGGCCAGGAAUGGUGGGGUUCUCUUUAUUCUUAUGAUAAGUUUAAAGGUUCUGACAAGAAUCUAUUUAUAUGGAAUGAUAUGAAUGAACCAUCGGUUUUCAAAGGUCCUGAAACAUCUAUGCAUCGCGAUGCUAUCCAUCAUGGCGGUUGGGAACAUCGCGAUAUUCACAAUCUGUACGGACAUGAAUGUAUAAAUAGCACAUAUAGAGGUAUGGUGAAGCGGGAUAAUGGAGUUCUUAGACCGUUCAUUCUUACCCGUUCUUUCUUUGCUGGUACCAAUGCCCUAGCAGCUAGUUGGAUUGGUGACACUUUGGGAACUUGGGAGCAUUUCCGUGGAUCUCUUGCCACAGUAUUGACAAACGGAGUAGCAGGAAUGCCAUUUUCUGGUGCUGAUGUUGCUGGUUUUUUUGGUAAUCCAGAUCCCGAGCUUUUCGUUCGUUGGUACGAAUUGGGAAUUUUCUAUCCCUUUUUCCGAGCACAUGCUCAUAUAGACACUAAGCGUAGGGAGCCCUGGCUUUAUGGAGAACCUUACACAUCAAUGAUUCGAAAUCUGCUGGGAAUUCGUUACCGCUUACUUCCAACUUGGUACACUACAUUUCAUACAACUCAUAUGACAGGCCUUCCAAUCCUUCGUCCUCAAUUUUUAGCCCAUCCAGCAGAUGAAAUAGGGUUUGAUAUUGAUAAUCAAUUUUAUUUAGGUGAUUCAGGAUUACUCAUAAAGCCGAUACUGGAACCUUCUAUUGAUAAAACUGCCGUUUAUAUUGCGGAUGAUGAAACAUAUUAUGAUUUCUAUGAUUUUAAUGAAAUAAACGGAAAAGGUCACCACGUUGUUCCUGCUCCCCUUGGAAAAAUUCCUAUUUUAUUACGAGGAGGUAAUAUUUUGGUCACCCGUGAACGUAUACGACGCGCUUCCGAACUGACUAUAAACGAUCCUUUUACUUUGUACAUUGCAGUGUCUAGCAAAACGGGAUCAGCCACUGGUGACCUGUAUAUGGAUGAUGGAACUUCAUUUGAUUAUACAAAGGGUGCUUAUAUCUCGCGGAAAAUUACUUUCAAGGAUGGUGUACUGGAUGUAUUAGACACUCAUCCACAUCCUCAAUCAGGCAUACGAUAUGCAGAGUCUAUGAAGCAUCUUAAGGUGGAACGUAUCAUUUUAAUCGGUGUCAAUCAGCAAAAGAUUAAGAUUCGUAAGCACGGCAUUUCCGGUGUUAGUAGCUGGGAUGUGAAGGUCGAUACGGAUGGUGUUAUAAAGAAACCUGAUUUGUAUUUAGUAUAGAUCCUUAAUCAAUUAGUAAAUGAUAUCAGAGUUAUUUAUGCGCAA